UAUGAAGUUGAAAAAACCUUCAAUAAAAGCCUCCAAAAUCUCCUCACUUCUUUCCUUUGAUUCUUCCGUCCUCCACCAUGAAUCCUCUCCUCCCCAUCUCUUAUUUUCUAUAAUUCAAAUCCCCUUUCUGUCUCUUCUCUCUUUCAUGUCUUUUCCCCACCAUGAGAAGAAGAGUCUCUGCAUCAUGUUCAAAUUCUCCUCCCUCUUCUCCACCUUAUCUCUUGCAGCUUUCCUUCUCCUUCUCCUCCUCGCCAUCAGCGCUUUCUCCAAUUUCUCACUCCACUCCGUCGCCUUCCGAUCGAAAAGACCCACUUGGGUUUUCCCCUUUGAUAAGGCUCGGGUACAGUUCAAAUCGAACUCUACGCCUGCAGUUCUGCUUUCGGUAGAAGAAGAGGUCUGGGAGAAUUACGUCCGAGACCCAGGUCCUGUUCUUCCUCCCAUUAAUGUCACGAUCGAGGAGAGGAUCAAAUGGUUCAUAGAAAACAUUAAUGAAUUCAAGAUUAUUCGAUCAAAUGGGUUGACCCAGAAAUUUGCAGCGAGGGCUCAGGAGUUCUUUGAUGACGGGUGCGAGGCCCGGUUCUUCAUGACAUGGAUUUCACCAGUGAGACUGUUCGGGCAUCGGGAAUUCCUCGCCUUGGAGAGCCUCUUCAAAGCUCAUUCUUUCGGGUGUUUGAUGAUUCUUUCGACGACAAUGGAUUCCCGGCGCGGGAGCCAGGUCUUGAAACCUCUGGUGGAUGCUGGUUUCAGAGUGAUAGCAGUCACACCAGACUUGCCAUUUCUGUUCAGAAACACGCCAGCAGGGGCCUGGUUUAAUGAGCUGAAGAAGGGGAAUGUUGAUCCAGGCGAGAUUCCAUUAGCUCAGAAUCUAUCCAAUCUGCUACGACUUGCAGUCCUAUAUGAAUAUGGCGGCAUUUACUUGGACACUGAUUUUAUAGUGAUGAAGAAGUUAACAGCUUUGAGGAACUCGAUCGGGGCCCAGGCCAUCGAUGCAGAGACUGGGAAUUGGAGCCGUCUGAACAACGCGGUCCUGAUUUUCGAUAAGCAGCAUCCUCUCCUGUUCAAAUUCAUUGAGGAAAUCUCACUCACUUUCAAUGGAAACAAAUGGGGCCAUAAUGGGCCGUAUUUGGUUUCAAGGGUGGUCGCAAGAGUAGCCAAGAGGCCUGGAUAUAACUUCACUGUCUUGCCACUGAUGGCCUUCUAUCCAGUAGAUUGGACUAAGAUAGGUGGGUUGUUCAAGAGGCUGGAGAAUCUGGUUACGUCGAGAUGGGUUGCUGCGAAGCUGCUUCAACUGAGCGGAGAGACCUACGCAAUUCACCUAUGGAACCGACAGAGCAACAACUUGAAAAUCGAAGAAGGGAGUGUCAUGGGCAGACUCAUAUCAGAUCACUGUCUCUUUUAUCUAGCAAACUGCUGCUUUUUCCAGACGAGGAUAAUGAAGAACAUGAGGCAGCAGAGGAAGAGAGAGAAGCCAAAGAGGAGCAAGAGAUAUACAGAGAUUUCUGGUAGUUGAUUAUCUGCCUGAUCCUGUCCUUCUGAAUCUCAGGAUCAAUUCUGCCUAGCAUUUCAUCAUCAACUUCUUCAGUUAUCUCCGAUGGAUUCUGAACUGCUUUCAUCUUGGCAAAAAUAACUAAUUCAUGCAAGAUACAGGAACCUUAUGUAAUAUGUUGUCACAAGCCCCAGAAAAGGAUGAUGUAAGGAAGAAACAGAAACUGGGACAAUGCAAAGGAGGCUGGAAAACGACCAGGUCUCCUAAUAAUAAUAAAAAAUGCUGGAGCCGGCAAUGAGGAAUU
Molecule: messenger RNA, 1790 nt
Organism: Magnolia sinica
Lineage: Eukaryota; Viridiplantae; Streptophyta; Magnoliopsida; Magnoliales; Magnoliaceae
Exons: 2
Coding region: 2-1510 (502 amino acids)
Source: RefSeq, a predicted model, not a curated record